This is a messenger RNA of Microtus ochrogaster (prairie vole), 5337 nucleotides long. RefSeq names its product spectrin repeat containing nuclear envelope family member 3 (gene Syne3). Bases 61 to 2988 code for a protein of 975 amino acids. Gene Ontology annotation, cellular component: meiotic nuclear membrane microtubule tethering complex; cytoplasm; nuclear outer membrane. Gene Ontology annotation, biological process: nuclear migration. Lineage: Eukaryota; Metazoa; Chordata; Mammalia; Rodentia; Cricetidae. Gene Ontology annotation, molecular function: actin filament binding. The record is from RefSeq and is a predicted model, not a curated record. The transcript is spliced from 19 exons.
UCGGCCCAGCAGCCCGCGGCGCCGCGCUCCGCACGCUCAGGGCACGUGUUCUCAGGUGCCAUGACGCAGCGGCCCCAGGAGGACUUUGACAGAAGUGUGGAGGAUGCCCAGGCCUGGAUGAAGGUGGUGCAGGAACAGCUCCAGCUCAAUGACAACACACAGGGGCCCCGAGCUGCUCUGGAAGCACGAUUGCGUGAGACGGAGAAAAUCUGCCAGCUGGAACCCGAGGGAUGCAUGAAGGUGGAACUGGCCCUGCGGGCAGCUGAGGCCCUCCUGGCUACCUGCCAGGAGGGCCAGAAGCCCGAGAUCCUGGCCCAGCUGAAGGAUAUCAAGUCCCAGUGGGAGGAGACGGUCACCUACAUGACUCACUGCCACAGUCGCAUCGAGUGGGUGUGGCUGCACUGGAGUGAGUAUCUGCUGGCCCAGGAUGAGUUCUACCGCUGGUUCCAGAAGAUGGUGGUCGCUCUGGAGCCCCCUGUGGAGCUGCAGCUGGGCCUGAAGGAGAAGCAGUGGCAGCUGAGCCACGCCCAGGUGUUGCUGCACAAUGUGGACAAUCAGGCCGUGCUGCUGGACAGGCUGCUGGAGGAGGCCGGCUCCUUGUUCAACAGGAUCGGGGAUCCCAGCGUGGAUGAAGAUGCCCAGAAGAAGAUGAAGGCUGAGUACGACGCUGUGAAGGCCAGAGCCCAGCACAGGGUGGACCUCCUGACCCAGGUGGCCCAGGAGCAUGAGCAGUACCGGGAGGAUGUGAACGAGUUCCAGCUCUGGCUGAAGGCGGUGGUGGAGAAAGUGCACAGCUGCCUGGGGCGAAACUGCCAGUUGACUACGGAGCUUCGUCUCUCUGCGCUGCAGGAUAUCGCCAAGGAUUUCCCUAAGGGUGAGGAGUCUCUGGACAGGUUGGAGGAGCAGGCUGAGGGUGUCAUUCGGAACACCUCUCCUUUGGGUGCAGAGAAGAUCUCGGGGGAGCUGGAGGAGAUGCGAGGGGUCCUGGAGAAGCUGAGAGUCCUCUGGAAGGAGGAGGAAGGGAGGCUGCAGGGCCUGCUCCAGUCCAAGGGGGCCUGUGGGCAGCAGAUCCUGCAGCUGGAGGCGGAGCUGGGAGAGUUCAAGAAAAGUCUGCAGAGGUUGGCCCAUGAGGGCUUGGAGCCCACGGUGAAGACAGCCACAGAGGAUGAGCUGGUGGCCCACUGGAGGCUGUUCUCGGGGACCCGAGCUUCACUGGCUUCAGAGGAGCCCCGUGUAGACCGACUACAAACUCAACUGAAGGAGCUUGUCGCUUUCCCCGACCUACAGUCGCUCUCUGACAGUGUGGUGGCUGCCAUUCAGGAAUAUCAAAGUAUGAAGGGAAAGAACACCAGGCUCCACCACGCGACCAGGGCAGAGCUGUGGCAGCGGUUCCAGCGGCCCCUCAGUGACCUGCAGCUGUGGAAGGCCCUGGCCCAGAGGCUCCUGGACAUCACCACCAGCCUGCCGGACCUGCCCUCCAUCCACACCUUUCUACCCCAGAUUGAGGCGGCCCUAGCAGAAAGCUCCCGCCUGAAAGAACAGCUGGCGAUGCUGCAGCUGAAGACGGACUUGCUCGGUAGCAUCUUUGGCCAGGAGAGAGCAGCCGCUCUCCUGGAGCAGGUGGCGAGUUCUGUGAGGGACCGAGACUUACUGCAUAACAGCCUUCUGCAGAGGAAGAGCAAACUGCAGAGCCUGCUCGUCCAGCACAAGGACUUCGGGGUGGCUUUUGACCCCCUACACAGGAAGCUUCUAGACCUCCAAGCCAGGAUCCAAGCAGAGAAAGGGCUUCAGCGGGACCUUCCUGGAAAGCAGGUCCAGCUGCUAAGGUUGCAGGGGCUGCAGGAAGAAGGCCUUGAUCUGGGGACACAGAUAGAGGCUGUGAGGCCUCUUGCCCAGGGGAACUCUAACCACCAGCACAAAGUGGACCAGAUUUCCUCUGACCAGCAAGCCCUGAAGAGGUCCUUGGAGGACCUCGUGGACGGCUGUCAGCAGAGCGUCCGGGAGCACUGCACCUUCAGCCACCGGCUGUCGGAGCUGCAGCAGUGGGUCACCAUGGUCACGCAGACACUGGAGUCACACCAGGGGGAUGUGCGUCCAUGGGAUGCUGAGUCCCAAGAGGCUGGACUUGAGAAACUGCUGGCUGAAAUUCCAGAGAAAGAGGUCCAGCUGUCCCUGCUCCAAGCCCUGGGCCAGCUUGUGAUGAAGAAGUCCUCCCCAGAGGGGGCGGCCAUGGUCCAGGAGGAUCUGAGGAAGCUGAUGGAGUCCUGGCAGGCCCUGAGGCUAUUGGAGGAGAAUCUGCUGAGUCUCAUCAGAAACGAGCAGCUGCAGAGAACAGAGGUGGACACGGGAAAGAAACCGAUCUUCACCAACAAUAUUCCAAAGGCUGGCUUUCUCAUCAACCCCCAGGACCCCAUUCCCAGGCAGCGGCAGCGGCAUCGGGCAAACCUACCGGAAGAACAUGACGUUCAUGAAGAUUAUUCCCAGCUCCUGAGGGACUUUGAACAGUGGCUGCAGGUUGAAAACUCCAAGCUAGCUGGAAUUGUCACAAUGAGAACAGCCACAGCCAAGGAUUUGAGGACCAGAGAGAUGAAGCUGCAGGAGCUAGAGGCGCGGAUCCCAGAAGGCCAGCAUCUGUUUGAGAACCUGCUCCAUCGCAGGCCAGCAAGGGACCCCUCCAAUGAGCUGGAAGAUCUGCGCUAUCGAUGGAUGCUGUACAAAUCCAAGCUCAAGGACUCUGGCCACCUGCUGGUAGAGACCACAUUUGGAGAACCGGAGGGAUUUGAGGGUACAAGGCGGUGGCGGAAUCCCUGCUCUCUCCUACAGAAAGCCUGCCGGGUGGCGCUGCCACUACAGCUCCUGCUCCUGCUCCUUCUGCUGCUGCUCUUCCUGCUGCCGGCCGGGGAGGAAGAGCGCAGCUGCGCCCUGGCCAACAACUUCGCCCGCUCCUUCGCUCUUAUGCUUCGGUACAACGGCCCCCCGCCCACUUAGUCCUCUGGGGCCUACAGGUGACGUUCUGCAGUCCCUCUGAGGCUGGCUUUGGGGGGAAGCUGGACAGACCAGACACCCAGAACAGUCUCGGUCUAAAUGCUGCAUCCGUUCCCAGAACAAACUUGCUUUUUUCUAUGGUGUCAUUUCUAUUUAUACUGAAUGUGUACUAUGUGUGGUUAGGGAAUAAUGUACAGAAUUUUUAUAUGUGUAUAUGUAUAUGCUCAGUGUAGAUAACUUCAGACUCGAUGUUUCUUUGUGCCUACGGGAGUCCCCAGCAGUAUGUUUCCCUAAUGGGAUUUGUGACACUCAUGCCUUAGCCUCCUGUCAUCCCUGGCAGACAGGAGAAAUCACACAUUACUUUUAUGAUGACCUGUCACCCAGGAAUCCAGGCGUCAGUGCAGAAGUCGCCGAGCUGUGAGCGUAGCUGAGCAGAACCGGAGUCCUAGGGCUCUUGUGCAUGUGACUAGGUUAAAGCCACAGGCACAGUCAGAGCAGUGAGGCCGGACAAGGGACAGAGGGACACGGGGACAGGGGGACACCGAGAGAGGAACAGAAGACCUGUAAAGGAAGGACAGUGUGCCACAGAGUGAUGGUGCUUAGCACUCCACCCCCACGCAGCAGCCACUGAUAGCACAGACCGCGAGGAAUGCCCGUGACCAUGGCUGUGACCCUGUGUCUUUAGGAAGUGGCUGGGGUUUUGUUUGUGUGUUUUCUCCAGGAGAAAGAAAAAGGAAGACGAACUUGGCAUUUUAUUCUGAUGUACAAGGGUGAAGUACGUUGCCAGUGGCCUGUGCCAGUCCCAGAAGGCCUGUGCCAUUUUGUUGUUGGGUAUGAACUGAGGUCAGAGCAGAAACACGGGCCCACACGAGGCAGAGAAGGCUCAGGCUAUCUGAAGGGGUCUCUCUUCCCUUCCGAGAAGGAACUGUGUGGACUGGUGGGUCUACAGGGCUGGGCAAGUCCUACCUUCUUCCCCCGUGGGCCUAGGGCUUACCACCUAGACCCAGGCAGGAGCAUGCAAAGUGGACUCCAGGCACACGUGGGAGGCACCUGGUGUGACUCCAGGCUAUGCCCGAGGCUGGAAACAUAACCAGGGAAUGCUGGAAUGAUUCCUAAGAGGGUUAAAACUGGAUCAGGUUUGACCUAAACUGACACUUUUUUUCUUAGACUUUUUAGAAAAUUCUUAAUGCCCCCCUUUUAACAGAUGGAAUUUGUCUGUAAGGUGUGGAUAUCCUCAGGCUUAGCCAUCAGAGGCACAACCAGUGUUAAAGACUCGGAGAGGCACUUUAAACACGACAAAUAGUGAGGCCCUAAGAGGGACCCGACUCAAAGGUCACCACCCUUACACACACACACACACACACACACACACACACACACACACACACACACACGUCCUUCCCAAGCUGGCAUCAGGCUACACCAUGUACAGCUUCCAUCUUAGCACAGAACCUAGGAAAGGCUGGGUGUUGACUAGCAGGAAUACAACACCUUAGGGCUUGUUGCUUGGUCUGUAACUUCAGCCAAAAGGCCUCCCCUGAACCUAGCCACUUUGCUGGGAAAUCAACGAUUGGUGGACCCUGACCUCAGACCCAGGUAGCCGAAUCCUGAUGCUCACUAAGGCCAUUGGUCCACUUAGUCAGAACUGUGGCAAAGGACAUUAACGCUUCCUUUUCUACUUCCCCAUUUCACAGGUGAGAAACCUGAGGCCCAGAGAAGGGAAGUCACUUACCCAUAGCCACACAGCAAGAACCUAUAAAGCCAUAAGUGGGUUGGUAACCACAGUCUUCAAGUGAUAGCACAACCUCCCCAUAUUUUCCUUCCCAAGAAAAAGAGGGCUAGGGCGUGGCUCAGAGGUGGAACACUUGGCCAACAGGUGUAGGUCCUGGGUUCCAUCCCUAGAACUUACGAGAAAUAAAGAGAAAACAGAAAAGAGAGCUGUUUACUAUGAAUGUAGCCCUGUCUUGUGGCAAAUGCUGGGGAGGGUGAAGCUGCGAUAUGUGGGUGGUGGGGUGGUUGAGAACAUUGUAUUUUUAACUAUUGACAGUGAUACUGUGGGUUGCUCGUUUGCAUAACUUUUUUAACAGAGGGGAUUGAUAUUUUUAUUACUUUCAUAUGAAUAUAGCUGGAAUAUGACAUACUAGCCAUUUCUGGGUGCUUUUCAGACACAACUUCUUUUGCUUAAAAUGGAUAUAGACACCUGCUAUUGUGACGUGGUCUCCUAGCCAGUAACCAUAGCAAGUUGGAAGGUGUCCCUGGAGAGAAGUGUUGGAGCUUAAAAAGCUGACAAGGUCUUUGUUAGGAGUGUUGUGUGUGUAUGUAUGUGUGUGUGUAUGUAUGUGUGUGUAUGUA